AAGCCUGGCCAUAGACCGUCUAUGAGCCCAAUAAGCAGCGAGCAGCAGCAGCAACCGGCCCAGCGGGACGCUCAACACUUCUCCUGGGGUUUUUACAUCCACUAAUCAAAACGUCGUACGCAAUGAGAGGGGACCGCGGCAGGGGCCGAGGAGGCCGCUUCGGGUCCCGGGGAGGACUAGUGCAGGGGUAUCGGCCAUUUGUCCCACACAUCCCUUUUGACUUUUAUGUGUGUGAGAUGGCCUUCCCCAGAGUGAAGCCUGCACCUGAUGAGACAUCUUUCAGUGAGUGUCUUCUGAAGAGAAACCAGGACUUGAGCCCCACACCUGCAGAGCAGUCCUCCAUCUUGUCCCUGGUCACAAAGAUCAAUAAUGUCAUCGACAACCUGAUUGUUGCGCCUGGCAACUUUGAAGUGCAAAUUGAAGAGGUGCGCCAAGUUGGAUCUUACAAGAAGGGCACCAUGACUACGGGACACAAUGUGGCUGACCUGGUUGUAAUCCUCAAGAUCCUCCCAACACUGGAGGCAGUUGCUGCUCUCGGGAACAAAGUGGUGGAGACUCUUCGCACACAGGACCCUACUGAAGUGCUGUCCAUGCUGACCAAUGAGACGGGCUUUGAGAUCAGUUCAGCGGAUGCUACCGUCAAGAUUCUCAUCACCACCGUUCCUCCCAACUUGCGCAAGCUGGACCCGGAGCUGCACUUGGACAUCAAGGUGCUGCAGAGUGCUCUGGCCGCCAUCCGCCACGCCCGCUGGUUUGAGGAGAACGCCUCCCAGUCAACGGUCAAAGUACUGAUCCGCCUGCUGAAAGACCUGAGGCUGCGCUUCCCUGGCUUUGAGCCUCUCACUCCAUGGAUCCUGGACCUGCUGGGCCACUCUGCAGUGAUGAACAACCCAUCCAGGCAGCCUCUGUCCCUCAACAUGGCCUACAGGCGCUGCCUGCAGAUGCUGGCUGCUGGCCUCUUUCUGCCCGGCUCUGUGGGCAUCACUGACCCCUGUGAAAGUGGAAACUUCAGAGUGCACACAGUCAUGACUCUCGAGCAGCAGGACAUGGUGUGCUUCACAGCUCAGACACUGGUGAGGGUGCUCUCUCAUGGAGGCUACAGAAAGAUCCUUGGAUUGGAGGGAGAUGCCAGCUACUUGGCAACAGAGAUGUCUACAUGGGACGGGGUGAUUGUCACCCCUUCAGAGAAGGCCUAUGAGAAACCUCCAGAGAGGAAGGAGGAGGAAGAUGAAGCUCUGGAGGAGGGAGGAGAUGGAGAAGAUGAGAGCAUGGAGACCCAGGAAUAACAAAGAGGGCUUGGUGUCGACCUUCAUAUGCUCACGGUGCCGGGUCUCUUGUGCUCCCCUCUGCAGUGACCGUCGUUACGUCUGUUGAAGUCCCUGCAGCUCGGCCACGGUGAGCUCUGAUGAAUCAUCAGCAGCAGAAGGUUCACCUGAGGGCCCCUGUGUGUUCACACCAAGGACUGGCCUCCUUUAUUGUGCUUUUUAUUUUUUAAAUUGUGAUGUUUUUACUUGCUUUUGGUUUUCUUCAUACUUUCUCUUUGUAACAGUGGCAUAAAUGUUUUUAGUUCAA
Molecule: messenger RNA, 1572 nt
Organism: Stegastes partitus (bicolor damselfish)
Lineage: Eukaryota; Metazoa; Chordata; Actinopteri; Pomacentridae
Gene: ilf2
Product: interleukin enhancer binding factor 2
Exons: 15
Coding region: 123-1286 (387 amino acids)
Biological process (GO): positive regulation of DNA-templated transcription
Cellular component (GO): catalytic step 2 spliceosome
Molecular function (GO): double-stranded RNA binding; DNA binding
Source: RefSeq, a predicted model, not a curated record